Cuculus canorus (common cuckoo) is the source of this 2485-nucleotide messenger RNA. RefSeq names its product regulator of microtubule dynamics 1 (gene RMDN1). The coding region runs from base 101 to 961 and encodes 286 amino acids. The record is from RefSeq and is a predicted model, not a curated record. Gene Ontology annotation, molecular function: microtubule binding. The transcript is spliced from 10 exons. Gene Ontology annotation, cellular component: spindle microtubule; mitotic spindle pole; cytoplasm. NCBI's taxonomy places the organism in Eukaryota, Metazoa, Chordata, Aves, Cuculiformes, Cuculidae.
GGAACGGGCGGCUGUUGUCCUUGUUUCUCCCUCGCCCGGGCAGGGUUGGGGGACGGACUGGUUCCUCUGCCGGCGGGAGGCGGUGUCGGUGGCUGCUGCUAUGGCGGCUGUGGUGAUAGCGCGGCCGCUCUUCCGCGGAUGUCUCCGCCUGGGGAGGCUGCGGGUGCUUAGAAAACCCCUUUGCAGGGGGGUUAUAUUUUCAACCGGGUCCUUUUUGGCUUAUGGAGCUCACAAGCUGAUUUCUGGCUUUGCUGAGGUUCAUGCAAGCUUCAAAGUGGACGAAGUCAUAGAGCAAGCAGACUACCUGUAUGGGAGUGGAGAAACUGAAAAGCUGCAUCAGUUGCUGGUUCAGCAUAAAAAUAGUGAUGAUGCAGAGUUGUUAUGGCGGCUGGCACGGGCAUCGCGAGAUUUAGCUCAGCUUAGUACUACUUCUGCAGAGGAGAAAAGACAGCUGGCAUAUGAAGCUCUUGAGUAUGCAAAAAAGGCACUUGAAAAAAAUGAAUCAAAUUUUGCAGCACACAAGUGGUAUGCAAUUUGCCUCAGUGAUGUUGGAGAUUUUGAGGGAAUCAAGACUAAGAUUGGAAAUGCCAUUGUUAUCAAAGAGCACUUCCAGAGAGCUGUUGAACUGAAUCCAAAAGAUGCUACAACAAUUCAUCUCAUAGGCAUUUGGUGUUACACUUUUGCUGAAAUGCCAUGGUACCAACGAAAAAUAGCUGCAACGCUAUUUGCCACACCACCAACCUCCACAUUUCAAGAGGCUCUUCGUUACUUCCACAUGGCAGAGGAAGCUGACCCAAAUUUCUACAGCAAAAAUUUGCUCUUUUUGGGGAAGACAUACUUGAAGUUAAACAAUAAAAAGAUGGCUCUUCUGUGGUUAAGCAAAGCAAAGGAGUAUCCUGCACAUACAGAAGAGGACAAACAGGUACAGAAAGAAGCAUUGGAGUUACUUAAUUCUAUAUAACAAGAAACAAGAUAAUGGGAAUUCAGUGCCUCAGGUUUGAGCAGCAUAGGAAAAAGAUGCUAAAAACAACUUUGGUUUAUUGAAGCUGUUAAUAAAAGCAUAGCCUAAACUUGCCAUCUCGGUCUCAUUUCAUUUAAGCUGUUAACUAGAAGAUCUGUUUCAUUAUAUGAUCAUGUCUUCAUUUUCAUGGGAAUAAAGGGCUUUGUGGAAAAGCAGGGUAUGUCUUGGAUGGGAAAGGGGGGGACAGUGGUUGCACAGGCUUUUAACUAUUUUUUAUGCUCUUCAGUUAGAAGUUAUGUAUGCGGAAUAAUAAGAAACAUGACUAGCAUAACUUUAAAGAAAGGAGAUACAGGGCCAGGACACAAUUAUAAACCUGCACUUUUUUUCUGGAGCUUUUUCCUGUCGGGUUCAAUGGCCUCCUAGAGCAAUAGAUGUUCAUGUUAUUAGAUGUUCCUACAGAUUUCUCAUUAAGUCUGUACAAGCAUCUUAAUUCCAAUACACUUAAAUGCUGGUGUCUGAUUUUGAAAAGAGUGCUGUAGUUUAAAAAAGUUAAAUAGGGAACACCUAAGCGUGUCCUUUUAUGGGUGAUGCCACCAUCUGCAGGGAGAAACUUGCUGUGGAAUAUGAACUUACUUGUAUGUCGAGAGGCUGUGAAUUCUGAGGAGUUAGUGGCUGCACAACAUUUGCUAGAUAUAUGCACUCCUUACCUGAGACUGUGAUGAGAGGAGGAAUGCACGCUCCUGGUACAUUAGAAGGGAACUACAACUUGGAAGCACAGAGACUUCUUUUUAUAGAGAUAAAGUAAAACUUCCAUCUUGUUCUUGCUGGUAUUUUAGCAGGAACUGUCACCAGAAAAAUAAAUUAUCCUAAGCUAGAGAUCCAGCACAGAAAAUAUUUACAGACUUUUGAAACAAUAUAUUCUGGUUACUCAACAGAAAAAAAAGGACCAAAUAAUGAAAAACUGGUAGGCAAAUAGGUAUGGCUAUUGCCAGUAGGAAGUCUAACAAUCUAGAACAAAUAGGCUAUAACUACCACCUGUUUGCUUUUUACAGAAAAGGAUAUUGCACUCUGGGAAGAAGAUGAGGGGUAUGAAGUUCUUAGACUAACCAUUCAAACCUGUGCUCAGGCAGUAAGGGUCAGAGAGGCAGUCUAGAGGUUUAAUUCUAGCCUCAUGUAGUGUCUCCAAGAGACUGAAUUUUCUGCGUUCAUGCACUACAAAAGCAUUGAUUGUUGAGAGUGUAAAGAACAGUAGCUGAGUUGCUUGCAAGAAGAAAGGAACAAACGGAUCCUCUGAAGGACGCAGCAGCUCCUUCAAGGGGUGGUUACCUCCACUGGUUCUUUCAGGUGAGUCCCAGCCUUUGUUGCCUUUCCUCUCAUUGUUCACUCCCUCCCUCCCCCCUCACUCCCAAGUACAGCUCAAUUGUGGGGAGCGCAAAUGGGAAAAGAGAAAGUUACAAUGCAGUAUUACUGAAAUUCCCAGAACGUCCAAGUUAGCUGUACCACAGACACACGUGUAUAUAAAUA